Molecule: messenger RNA, 1652 nt
Organism: Lampris incognitus (smalleye Pacific opah)
Lineage: Eukaryota; Metazoa; Chordata; Actinopteri; Lampriformes; Lampridae
Gene: psmc4
Product: proteasome 26S subunit, ATPase 4
Exons: 11
Coding region: 33-1286 (417 amino acids)
Biological process (GO): proteasome-mediated ubiquitin-dependent protein catabolic process
Cellular component (GO): proteasome regulatory particle, base subcomplex
Molecular function (GO): ATP binding; proteasome-activating activity; ATP hydrolysis activity
Source: RefSeq, a predicted model, not a curated record
AAGACGAAGAGGCAGAAGAAGAAGAAGCCAACAUGGAGGAUAUCCUGGCCGUGGAAAAGAACCCGGACGACGUACCGGCAAUGCUCAGCUCCAGACCUCAGACAGGUCUGUCCUUCCUGGCCCCGGAACCAGAGGACCUGGAGGACCUUUACAGCAGAUACAAGAAGCUGCAGCAGGAGCUGGAAUUCCUGGAGGUGCAGGAGGAGUACAUCAAAGAUGAACAAAAGAACCUGAAGAAGGAGUUCCUCCAUGCCCAGGAGGAGGUGAAGAGGAUACAAAGCAUCCCACUGGUCAUUGGCCAGUUCCUAGAGGCUGUGGACCAGAACACAGCCAUUGUUGGAUCCACCACAGGCUCCAACUACUAUGUGCGCAUCUUGAGCACCAUCGACAGAGAGCUGCUGAAGCCCAACGCCUCAGUGGCUCUACACAAGCACAGCAAUGCCCUGGUGGACGUGCUCCCCCCAGAGGCUGACAGCAGCAUCAUGAUGCUGACAUCAGACCAAAAGCCAGAUGUGAUGUAUGCUGACAUUGGAGGGAUGGAUAUCCAGAAGCAGGAAGUUAGAGAGGCAGUGGAGCUGCCCCUCACACACUUUGAGCUCUAUAAACAGAUUGGCAUUGACCCACCCAGAGGUGUCCUUAUGUAUGGACCACCAGGCUGUGGCAAGACCAUGUUGGCCAAGGCUGUGGCGCACCAUACUACAGCGGCAUUUAUCCGUGUGGUCGGCUCAGAGUUUGUUCAGAAGUACCUGGGAGAAGGACCUCGCAUGGUGCGUGACGUUUUCAGGCUGGCAAAGGAGAAUGCCCCAGCUAUCAUCUUCAUCGAUGAGAUUGAUGCCAUUGCCACGAAACGUUUUGAUGCACAGACUGGAGCUGACAGAGAGGUACAGAGAAUCCUGCUGGAGCUACUCAAUCAAAUGGACGGCUUUGACCAGAACGUCAAUGUCAAGGUAAUCAUGGCCACCAACAGAGCAGAUACGCUGGAUCCAGCCCUGCUGCGUCCCGGUCGUCUGGACAGAAAGAUCGAGUUCCCCCUGCCCGACCGUAGGCAGAAACGCCUCAUCUUCUCCACCAUCACCAGUAAGAUGAAUCUGUCUGAAGAGGUUGACCUCGAGGAUUAUGUGGCCCGACCAGACAAGAUCUCGGGGGCUGACAUUAACUCCAUCUGCCAGGAGGCUGGCAUGUUGGCGGUUCGUGAGAACAGGUACAUUGUCCUGGCUAAAGACUUCGAGAAAGCUUACAAGACCGUUAUCAAGAAGGAUGAGCAGGAGCACGAAUUCUACAAGUAGAAGUGUACAGCCCCCCUCCGCCUCAACUCUCCUUGAGGAAGCAGUGUUUUCAGACACCGGUUUUGGUUUCUGUUUGUGUCUGUUUACUCUACGUCUUUUUGUGGAUUCUCAGACCCUGACUAUCAUUGACUUUGGGACUCAUUUUGCUCCUGCUACGUCACAAGGCUUGAUGGCAUCUCAGGGCCCGUGAUUCCAGACCGUACAAAAACACACACACACACACACACUAAGGCGGGAUUCCGUGUUUAGUUUUGUUUUUUUACAGAUGCUCUGAAGCUGAAUAAGUCCAUUUGACUUGACUAGAGCUCAAAUAACAGCGCAGAGUUUGUAUGUACUCGAUUGAAUAAACAUUACCCAUAAAACACC